AUGGAUUGGAGCGUAAUUCUCCUCCUGUUUGGAGCUGGUCCUUUGCUGGUUUUCGUGAUCAGCGCGAUUCGAAGGGUCUUCUUUUCACCACUGUCCAAAUUUCCAGGGCCCAAAUUUGCAGCGUUGACGUUGUGGAAUGAGUUUUACUGGGACGUGGUUAAGCGAGGGACCUUCAUCUGGCGCAUCGAGGACAUGCACAAGAAAUACGGGCCCAUUGUCAGAAUCAACCCAUAUGAGCUGCACAUCAUUGAUCCUGAGUUCUACGAUGAACUCUACUCAUCUAACAGGAAGUCCGACAAGUAUCGGUGGUGGACCAAUCUCGCCGGCGCGGACGGCAGCUCGUUCUCGACUGUGCCGCAUGAUCUGCACCGGCUGCGCCGCGGGGCUCUGAAUCCAUUCUUCUCGGUCCGCUCCGUGACCCAACUGGAGCCGCUGAUCCGGUCCAAGGUGGAGAAGCUCUCGGCGAGGUUUGGCGAGAUCGCGCAGACGGGCGAAGUGGUCCGUCUUGAUGCCGCGUUCAUGGCGCUGACGAUGGACAUCAUAUGCGAUUACGCCUUUGCUAAUGAUCGGAAGUAUCUGGAUGAACCUGACUUCAAAAUGAUAUGGAAAGAGACCAUCAUCGGGGCGUUUGAAGGCGGGGCUGUCGGUCGCCAAUUUCCCUGGAUGUUGCCGGUCAUGAAAAGACUGCCCUUGUCAGUUGUUUCUGCGAUGAACCCAUCAGUUGGCCAUCUACUUCGCUGGCAAGCGGGUGUUAAACAACAAGUUGAGCCAAUCUUAGACGGAAAGGACAGCCAGCCUGGGGCUGCUUCGAGAACCAUCUUUCAUAUGCUGCGCGACAGCGACUUGCCCCCAGAAGAGAAGACCUUGCAGAGGUUGUGCGACGAGGCGGAGAUUUUGACUGGCGCAGGGUCUGAGACAACAGCCCAAACCCUUACUCGAAUCCUCUUUUAUCUGAAGUAUGUGCCCGAUACACUGAAAAGGCUACGAGAAGAAAUUGAUGCGGCGAUGCCAAGAGCCACGGAGAUUCUGUGUUGGGCUGACUUACAGAAGCUCCAUUAUCUGAACUCCGUCAUUCGUGAAGGACUUCGACUUUCAUAUGGAGUUACGACUCGUCUACCACGCAUCGCCCACCACGACAUCCAGUAUGGUGAACAUGUCAUUCCGGCAGGGACACCCGUAUCAGAAACCCCAUACUUCGUCUUGAUGCACCCGACAAUUUUCCCGGAGCCUCAGACUUUUAAGCCCGAGAGGUGGUUGGAAGCGGAGAAACGGGGCAAGAGGCUAGACAAGUACCUCGUAUCAUUCGGAAAAGGUAGUCGGCAGUGUCUUGGCAUGAAUCUUGCCUAUGCUGAGUUGUAUCUGGCCACGGCGACGGUCAUUCGCAGAUUCGACUGGGAAAUGUUUGAAACAACACUCGACGACGUUGUUUGUAAACACGACUUCUUCGUCGCAGUCGGGGACCUCGACACCAAGGGUGUGCGAGCGACCCUUUCACACCGACAAACCCACAAAGAAGCAUGA
Molecule: messenger RNA, 1521 nt
Organism: Colletotrichum siamense
Lineage: Eukaryota; Fungi; Ascomycota; Sordariomycetes; Glomerellales; Glomerellaceae
Gene: sdnE-3
Product: Cytochrome P450 monooxygenase sdnE
Exons: 5
Coding region: 1-1521 (506 amino acids)
Molecular function (GO): monooxygenase activity; iron ion binding; heme binding
Source: RefSeq, a predicted model, not a curated record